This is a messenger RNA of Populus trichocarpa (black cottonwood), 1407 nucleotides long. RefSeq lists its product as uncharacterized. The transcript is spliced from 7 exons. The record is from RefSeq and is a predicted model, not a curated record. Bases 278 to 994 code for a protein of 238 amino acids. Lineage: Eukaryota; Viridiplantae; Streptophyta; Magnoliopsida; Malpighiales; Salicaceae.
UUUAUUUUCCUCUUCAGUCCUCCCAACCUUCAAAAAUAAAUAAUAAAAAAAAAAAAACCCUUCCCCUUUGAAUUCCGUACACCUCCCCUCUCUCCCCUCUUAAUUUCUCUAGAAUUUCAUUUUGAAUAGAGUUCCCUUCAGUCAAGAACACACUCUGUAUAUAGAUAUACAUAAAAAGAUUGAAUCUUUUUUUUUCUUUUUAAUAAAGAUUCAAUUUUUUUUCUUAUUUUUUGUAUAGACAGUUAGAAAAUAAACUUUGGAAAAAGAUUGUCUUUCAAUGGCAAACCCAUCUGGGACAAAUAAUCAAGAUGGCAAUCAAGCUCCUUCUUCAUUCAAUGGAAACAAUCCAAGUAAUGGUAAUUCGGACCCUUCUUCUGGUUCUUCUUUGAAGCACAAUCCUGGUAUAUCAACUGACUGGACUUUUGAAGAACAGACAAUUCUUGAAGAGGGAUUGGUAGAUUUUGCAGAGGAAACAAACGUAGUACGUUAUGCAAAGAUAGCUAUUAAUCUACCAAACAAGACAGUCCGAGAUGUUGCUUUGCGUUGCAGAUGGAUGAAUAAAAAGGAACAGAGCAAGCGAAGGAAGGAAGAUAAUCUAGCACGUAGAAGUAGAGAUAAAAAGGAAAGACAUGGUGAUCCUUCUGCAAAGACUUCUAACUUCAUGGCUGCCCGCCCCAGUGUUUCUCCAUUUGCAACUCCAAUGCUGCCACUGGAAAGUGAAGAAGGCAUCUCAUAUGAUGCAAUUGGUGGAGUUACAGGAGACCUUCUUAAGCAAAAUGCACAGAUUCUAAAUCAAAUUUCUGCAAACCUUGCAAGUUUUCAGAUACAGGAGAACCUCAAUCUUCUCCGCCGAACGCGUGACAACAUCCGCAAAAUUAUGAACCAGAUGAAUGAUGUGCCAGAACUAAUGAAGCAGAUGCCACCACUUCCAGUCAAGUUGAACGAUGAUCUAGCUGACACCAUCCUUCUGCCUCCAAACCUUCCUAGGCCAUAAUCAUCUUCAGUCUGUUCACAAGGCAUGAUCAAACCUUCUAAUGCAAGCAUCAAUCUGCCUGUAGAAAAUAACUGCCACCAAGCUGACCAUCAUUUUCCAAUGUGAAAUGCCCUCCUAGUUCAGCAUGCCAUUAACUGCAAUGGCUUUUAGUUUUUUUUUUUUAAAAAAAAAAAAAAAACUCCCCCCCUCGUAUAUUUUUACUUCGAUGUAGUUUAUGGCUAGAAAGCAGGGAAUGAAGAAUAAUAAUAACUAGUGUUGGAUGUCAUUAGCUGUCUUGAUGAAAAAUUUGUGCCUUUACCUUCUGAUUAGAGUGUUGUGCUAAGUAAAUAUUAAGGCGCUUUCUUUGUGACAUGAAAACUCCGGGGAAGUUUGUGGAGUUUGGUGGGCGUAAUUUAGAUAAUCUUCUGUCGCAA